UGCUGUAACCGAGAGUUUUGCUGUUAUUUUGUUGUUUUCCUUUGUGUUUCUCUAGGCCACAGUUUAGGUUACGGCUUUGUUAACUUUGUUAACCAUAGUGAUGCAGAGAGGGCUAUCAGUACCCUCAAUGGCCUGAGGCUACAGUCUAAAACUAUCAAGGUGUCGUUUGCUCGCCCGAGUUCGGACACCAUCAAAGAUGCCAACCUGUACAUCAGCGGUCUGCCCAGAACGCUGAGCCAGCAGGACCUGGAAGACAUGUUCUCCUCCUUCGGACGCAUCAUCAACUCCAGGGUCCUGGUGGACCAGGCGUCAGGUCUGUCUCGGGGCGUGGCCUUCAUCCGCUACGAUAAGCGCAGCGAGGCCGAGGACGCGGUGAAGCACCUGAACGGACACGUCCCGCCCGGCGGCUCUGAGCCAAUCACAGUCAAGUUUGCCGCCAACCCCAACCAAGGCCGGAACCCCAUGGUGAUGUCACAGACCUACCACGGCCAAUCACGACGCUUCGGAGGCCCUGUCCAUCACCAGGCGCAGAGGUUCAGGUUUUCUCCGAUGUCGGCCGACCACAUGGGCGCGGGGGGCGGAGCCUCGGGAAGCCCCUCCUCUGGCUGGUGUCUGUUCAUUUACAACCUGAGCCAGGACGCCGACGAGGGCAUGCUGUGGCAGAUGUUUGGGCCGUUCGGCGCCGUCGUCAACGUCAAGGUCAUCCGAGACUUCAACACCAACAAGUGCAAAGGCUUCGGGUUCGUUACCAUGGCGAACUAUGAGGAAGCCGCCAUGGCCAUCCACAGCCUGAACGGCUACCAGCUGGGGGACAAAGUCCUGCAGGUGUCUUUCAAGACCAACAAGGGACACAAGUAGACGGCAGCGGAAGCGGGUGGGCGGGGCUAAAGGUCACAUGAUGUAGUUUCUGUUUUUUUUUGUUUUUUUUAUUAGCAUGCACAGCUUUUUAUUUUUGAGCUGAAACUCGUUCUGAAACGAUUCUCUGGACUCUGACGCCUGAUUGGUCCGUCUCCUGCCGGACCGGACUGUAGUUUCCCCCAGGGAUGGUUGGAGUUCCCGUCUUGGUUCUGUUAGUUUUUGUUUUUUUUUAGAAAGUGUCGAUCUGUUUUAGGUGAAAAAUGUCCACUCUGCAGUUGUUGAAUGAAUCAUUAAAUGUUGUUCGGUUCUGGUCGGUUUAAUAAUCCGAGGAAGUUCUGACUUCAUGUUGGACUUUGAAACGAGCAGAACCGGUGGAAGCUGUUUGAGCCUCAGUGUGAUGUUGACUCUUCAAUAAUAAAUCUGUUGAUGAAAACAUGA
Molecule: messenger RNA, 1296 nt
Organism: Xiphophorus hellerii (green swordtail)
Lineage: Eukaryota; Metazoa; Chordata; Actinopteri; Cyprinodontiformes; Poeciliidae
Product: ELAV-like protein 1
Exons: 4
Cellular component (GO): ribonucleoprotein complex
Molecular function (GO): RNA binding
Source: RefSeq, a predicted model, not a curated record